AGGUAGAGGUUGAGACUCCACUGAAUAAACUCUAGGUUCCCAUUUCUUUCAGCCAGAUCCUCCCAGGGAAUCACUACAGGCUGGUUAGCCAAAAAGUCCUGAUUUUCUGCUCAAUAGAGGUCCUUACUGGAAGGCAGCAUGUCCAAUGUUACCUUGAGAAAAAUGUCUCCCACAGGAAAUGAGAUGAAGAGCACCACUCAGGGAACCACACGGAAGCAGCAGGAUUUUCACGAGGUGAACAAAAGAAGAACUUUCUUACAGGAUAACAGUUGGAUAAAGAAACGCCCUGAAGAAGAAAAAGAUGAAAAUUACGGUAGGGUGGUGCUCAACCGACAUAAUUCCCAUGAUGCAUUGGACAGGAAAGUAAAUGAGAGAGAUGUGCCAAAAGCUACAAUUAGUCGGUACAGUUCUGAUGACACUUUGGACAGGAUCUCAGACAGAAAUGAUGCUGCUAAAACAUAUAAGGCCAAUACCUUGGAUAACCAACUAACCAAUAGGAGCAUGUCCAUGUUUAGAUCACUGGAAGUAACAAAGUUGCAACCUGGCGGUUCAUUGAAUGCCAACACCUCCAACACCAUAGCAUCCACUUCUGCUACUACUCCUGUAAAGAAGAAGAGGCAGUCCUGGUUUCCACCGCCCCCUCCAGGUUACAAUGCCUCCUCGAGCACAGGAACCAGGAGACGGGAACCAGGUGUUCACCCUCCAAUACCUCCAAAGCCCAGUUCUCCUGUUUCUUCUCCUAACCAGCUGAGACAGGAUAAUAGGCAGAUACAUCCACCUAAACCAGGUGUAUAUACAGAAACCAACAGAUCUGCUGAAAGAAAUAUAAGGAGUCAGGAUCUUGAUAACAUCGUCAAAGUGGCCACUUCACUUCAGAGAAGUGACAAAGGUGAAGAAUUGGAUAAUCUCAUCAAAAUGAACAAAAGCUUGAAUAGGAAUCAAGGUCUUGAUAGUCUCUUCAGAGCAAAUCCAAAGGUAGAAGAAAGAGAGAAAAGAGCCAAAAGCCUUGAAAGUCUCAUCUAUAUGAGUACCCGGACAGAUAAAGAUGGCAAAGGAAUCCAAAGCCUUGGAAGUCCGAUUAAAGUUAAUCAAAGGACUGACAAAAAUGAGAAAGGAAGACAAAAUCUCGAAUCUGUUGCUAAAGUGAAUGCCAGGAUGAAUAAAACGAGCAGAAGAAGUGAAGACCUUGAUAAUGCUACUGAAGUAAAUCCCAAAGGACAUGAAAAUACCACUGGAAAAAAAGACCUUGAUGGGCUUAUUAAAGUGGAUCCUGAAACAAAUAAAAAUAUUACGAGGGGCCAGAGCCUUGAUAAUCUCAUCAAAGUGACCCCUGAAGUAAAGAGAAGUAACCAAGGUUCCAAAGACCUUAAUAACUUCAUCAAAGUGUAUCCAGGAACAGAAAAAAGUACUGAAGGGGGCCAAAGUCUCGACAGCCUCAUUAAAGUGACUCCUGAAAGAAACAGAACUAACCAAGGGAACCAAGACUUGGAAAAUCUUAUCAAAGUGAUCCCUUCAGCAAACAAAAGCAGUGAACAAGGUCUUGAUGAACAUAUUAAUGUCAGCCCCAAAGCUGUCAAAAACACUGAUGGAAAACAAGAUCUUGAUAAACUCAUCAAGGUGAAUCCUGAAAUUUUCACAAACAACCAAAGAAACCAAGAUCUUGCUAACCUCAUCAAAGUAAAUCCUGCAGUAAUCAGAAACAAUCAGAGCCAAGACUUGGACAAUCUUAUUAAAGUGAAACCUUCAGCUCUUAGAAACACUAAUCGAGACCAGAACCUGGAAAAUUUAAUUGAAGUAAAUUCUCAUGUGUCUGAAAACAAGAAUGGAAGCUCUAACACUGGAGCCAAGCAGGCAGGACCACAGGAUACUGUUGUGUACACAAGGACAUAUGUGGAGAAUAGUAAAUCACCCAAGGAUGGAUAUCAGGAGAAUAUCUCUGGAAAAUACAUACAAACUGUUUAUUCAACUUCUGAUAGGUCUGUCAUUGAAAGAGAUAUGUGCACUUACUGCCGAAAACCCUUGGGUGUAGAAACUAAAAUGAUUUUAGAUGAAUUACAAAUUUGCUGCCAUUCUACUUGCUUUAAGUGUGAAAUAUGCAAGCAGCCUUUGGAAAAUCUACAAGCGGGUGAUAGUAUUUGGAUUUAUAGACAGACAAUACACUGUGAACCUUGCUACUCUAAAAUUAUGGCAAAGUGGAUUCCAUAACUCUGGCACAAGGAAAUCAAGAUGAAAAGCACUCAUUAAGGAAUUAAAGUUACAAGUUUUAUCUUAAUAAUAUGUAAUCUAGAAAAGCUUUCACAUUGAAGAUCAACUCUUGUACAAAAUUAACAAUUCUGUUAUUGCAUAAGUAAUCUAAUUGUCUUCAAUAAGGUCACACACAUAAAAAGAGCCAUCUGGUCUCUGGCUAGAGUUAGCAAUAAAAAGUUCAAAUGGUUCCAGAUUCCAGUGUCAAAGGAGUGAUGCAUUACACUCCAGCCAGGUCCAUCCCUGCUCCGUAUGUUGGCUGUGAGUGGUGGUUUCCAUUUAAACCAAGUUUCUCAUUUCUUCACCUUUUUUUCUCUAAGAAUUUGGAUUCGUAGACAUUGACAUCCCGAAGAACUGUCAAGGAAGCAAGAUAUGCUUUCUUCAUCUGCAAAAGAAAUACUAACAACAAUUUUCUUAUACAGUUUGGCAGAAAGAUGUUAACAUAAAAAGUUUAUAUACCUCAAAAAUCACUAAACUUUCCAGAUCUCUGUCCUAUUAUUUGUAACACAAGGGGCAUUGGAUAAAAUGAUUUCUAGGGUUCCUUUUGCUUCCCAAAUUCUCUGAUUCUAAAGCAGUUUUUAGAAUCAUUAGCUCUUUGGAAACAUAUAUGCAUACAUGUUUGUUAAGCCUAUUGAACUAGGUAGGACAUAUAAACAAUUUAAUUUUAGUGUCAUUGUUUAAUCACAGACUUAGUGUUUGAAAACUGUGUUUUAAAAACAGAAACAGAUUGAUGGGUAACAGGUAAAAUAUGACAUGUAUAGCUUACAUGUUAUUAUUUGUUAAAUUUUCUUUGUAUACAUUUCAAAAUCUGGGUAUACUUAUAAUCCAUUAGAAGUAAUGGUUAUGGACUAAAAAGAUAUGUUCUUUAGUAUGUUAUAUAUACUCAUAUUACAUAGCAGUAUGUUUACAAAAGGCUUAUAAAAAUAAAAUGAACUAUCAGUUACAUAGAA
Homo sapiens (human) is the source of this 3194-nucleotide messenger RNA. RefSeq names its product sciellin (gene SCEL). Bases 139 to 2205 code for a protein of 688 amino acids. The transcript is spliced from 33 exons. Gene Ontology annotation, cellular component: cytoplasm; membrane. The record is from RefSeq and is marked validated. Lineage: Eukaryota; Metazoa; Chordata; Mammalia; Primates; Hominidae. Gene Ontology annotation, biological process: embryo development ending in birth or egg hatching; epidermis development.